GCCCCAGUGCUAAACAGGUGGUGGGUGUGACACAGGUCUCCCCUUAGUGGAGCUAUCUGCCUCUAGCUUUCUCCCAGUUGCAGCUUCCCAGCAGGACUGGAUUAGGGUUUAGAAAAGUAUGUUUGCUCCUGAGUAGCAGUCUGAAAGACAGCAUAGAAGCACAGAGGACCGCUCUUCUGUUGCACUGGCAAUGCUGACUGUGUUCUUAAGCACUUUGACCCCCAAAUUCUACGUUGCACUUACAGUGACUUCAUCUCUUAUAUCUGGACUGAUACUUGGUUUUGAAUGGUGGUACUUCCGGAAGUACGGCACCUCUUUCAUCGAGCAGGUGUCAGUGAGUCAUCUGAGGCCGCUCAUUGGAGGAGUGGAGAACAGUCCUCCCACGCCGAGCUUUCCAGCCAGCAAUGGGGAAAACGAGACAAACAGGCAGAACUUGUCAGAGUGCAAAGUGUGGAGAAACCCCCUCAAUCUUUUCAGAGGAGCAGAAUAUAGCAGGUACACCUGGGUGACUGGGAAGGAGCCACUGACAUACUAUGACAUGAAUUUGUCUGCUCAGGAUCAUCAGACCUUUUUCACAUGUGAUACAGACUCUCUUCGGCCUUCAGAUACAGUUAUGCAGAAGGCAUGGCGCGAGAGAAACCCUCAGGCCCGGAUCAAAGCAGCACAUCAAGCUUUGGAAUUAAGUAACGACUGUGCCACUGCAUAUGUCCUCCUGGCCGAGGAGGAAGCAACAACCAUUGUGGACGCUGAGAAGUAUUUUAAGCAGGCGCUGAAAGCAGGAGAAAGUGUUUACAGAAAAUCUCAGAACUGCCAUUCCCAAAGCCCCCAGCAUGAAGCACAGCUUAGAAGAGACACUAAUGUUCUGGUGUAUGUGAAAAGGAGACUAGCUAUGUGUGCAAGGAAACUUGGAAGAAUAAGAGAAGCAGCAAAAAUGAUGAGAGAUUUAUUGAAAGAGUUUCCACUUUUCAGUAUGCUGAAUAUCCACGAAAACCUCCUGGAGGCAUUACUGGAAUUACAGGCUUAUGCUGAAGUCCAGGCAGUUUUAGCCAAGUAUGAUGACAUCAGUCUUCCAAAAUCGGCAGCAAUAUGUUACACAGCAGCACUGUUAAAGGCUAGAGCUGUUUCAGAAAGAUUCUCUCCAGAAACAGCCUCCAAGAGAGGUCUCAGUGCAGCAGAAAUAAAUGCUGUGGAGGCGAUUCACAGGGCUGUGGAGUUUAACCCUCAUGUCCCAAAGUACUUACUAGAAAUGAAAAGCCUAAUUCUACCUCCGGAGCACAUUCUGAAACGAGGGGACAGUGAGGCGGUAGCAUAUGCAUUCUUCCAUCUUCAGCACUGGAAGCGGAUAGAAGGGGCCCUUAAUCUGUUGCACUGUACGUGGGAAGGCACAUUCAGAAUGAUCCCGUACCCAUUAGAGAAGGGCCAUCUUUUCUAUCCUUAUCCCAGCUGCACAGAGACAGCAGACAGGGAGCUGUUGCCAACGUUUCAUGACGUCUCCGUUUACCCGCAGAAGGAGCUUCCUUUCUUUAUCCACUUCACGGCAGGGCUGUGCUCGUUUUCAGCAAUGCUUGCCCUCCUCAUGCACCAGUUCCCUGAACUCAUGGUCGUGUUUGCUAAAUCUUUCUUCGGGACUCUUCUGUCACCCUUCAGCUUCCUUAGGGAGAAGAUUGAGCGCUUCGUGCCGUCCGGUCUCUGGCACCAGCUGACCCACGUUUGACGGGAACCUGUUCUGCACAGUAAUUAGUCCCGACUGUUCUCAGGAACCUCCGACCCACCUCCCCCAGGGCAGUGGAGUAGUUAGCUGGCAGCCGAGGGAGUGUGGGGAAGAUGAGCUGCAUUAUUUAAACUGUCAUCUUUCACCAGCUUCCACCUUGUUAAUGGUGCUUGAAGUGACUGAAUUCCUCCUCUGGCAGUAGGAUCUGUAGUCAUUUAAGCAAGCUGCGUUUUGUUGAGCAGUGACUCUCUUUGCUCCCUGAACCAGUUAUGCAAGUUGAGGCUACUACUUUCUCUGUAAAACUACAGAACACAAUAAAUCAGGUGGAUGUUUUAUGGGUAUCAAUGUUUUUUUUCUGACCCGUAAAUACGGCAAAGCUUUUAUUAGCCAAUUUCCAGGUUUAAGAGCCCAGACCAAAGUAGUUCUGAAUAGGCUGAGUACAGAUCUGCUCUGUUUCUAUUAGACAGCCGCUUUUCUGUCGCACCUACAUUUGUUGGCCUCUUAAGUGGUUAAGACAGGUCAUGCUGUGCAAUUAGCAGUCUGCUUAUGCUCUCUCCCAUAUUCUCACACUGCACAAGCCUCUCUAUUUAGUGUCCUCAAUUCAAUUUUAAACUGCCUUUCUGUCUGUCUCUCUGUCUGUAUUUGUAUGCUUCAGCGCGAAGAGAUUGCAGCAUCGCCUCUUACAUUGCCAGCAAAGCGCUUGAGAGACCUGCGUGUGAAUCCAUGUGGGAGAGAUGGACUCUGGGAUGGCGAUCAAAAAAACCCCAGUACCUGCAUCCACUGAUGUUGAGGCAAAAGUACUUGCAACUCUGGUGUGCUCUUGACAGGGCUAGUACACUCGAACAGAGGCUUGCUCCCAGGGCCCCUGUGAAUUAGGGUGCAGCUAGGACGAUGAGCUCACAAGGCCACGAGAGGGAUAUUUUUCACUUCCCAUUGGGAUUUAUCUUCAAAUCCCAUCCUUGGGCAGGAACAUGGAGAAGGCUGAGCCAGCUCCUUCCUGCGCUUGCCACUCCAGGACUCCGACGCAGCCGAUCCGGGUGGCAUCCUUCAAUUAAGUGCAUCUUAUGAGAGGAAAAUGCUGACUUAGAGAGAGGCCGCGGCACAGGAGUCAUAGCCCCCACAGCAGGCUUGCAAAGAUGAGGCCUUUGCUCUAGCUUAAAUGCUUGGAUCUGCUGAGGAGGAGUUGAGGGGAGAGAUCUGCAGAAGAUACUGAUUGAGUGUUGGAGUCUUCUCACCACUGGUAGGUAAUUUUCUCAGCUUUCCCCUUCCAGUUGAACGUGAGCUGCUGGGGCUGCGUCUCGCUGUGGAAUCGUUGUGGUGAUUAAUAGCCAUGUUGUGCUCACGUAAUUUCACUUCGUGGCCCGCAGGGGCCCGUAAGCUAACCAACCUAAUGCUUUUUACAGUUGAACCUUUUCCAGCAUUUGUGUGGGGUUAUAAAUGAAGCGCUGCCUCCCAUGCAUCAUCCCAAGAGCUGCUUUCUCUCACUGUCCUCCCCUGACAUAGCAGUAACAGCAAGGGGAUGGGUUUGCGCUGGAAGCAAUGCUGGCAGUGUCCAAGGCAGCAAACACCCCCCAGCAGUGUUGGCGGUUCUUGGUGGGGUACACAUCUCUUACAGGGAGCCCUUGUGCUCUGCAGUCGUUCACCUCCGUCAUGGGCGAGUGGCCUCCUGGCACCUGAUCCAGGAGGUAGCGAUGCUGCUGCGAUGCCAACAGUGGCGUAGGUGGUAUCAGCAGUGACUUGGGGGAAAUAAUCUGCAUUCUGUCCAAGGGACUUGAGCAAAGUGGUUGUCACAUCAGUGCCCCAUAAAAACCUAGGUCAUUUCUGGAAUUUUAAUUCACUUUAAAGCCACCAGCAUGCAUUGGAUCAAAAUGACAGCAUGGGUGUGAUCAAAAUAGAGUAUUGUGGUGCUGCUGUUGAUUGUAAAGCACUUUAAAUACUGCGGGGAUGGAGCUUUGUCAGUACCAUGGUAGAGACCAUGUAGGCAGAACAUGAUCUUUUUAAACCACUUGGUAAUGUUGGCUGGGAUUCUCAAAAGAAACCAGGGGAGUUAAGUUAGUUGGUUUUCAGGUGCCUAAUUCUUCUAGACCCCACUCAGUCGUAGUCAUCAAGCAGAGUAUCUCCGUGCGCUUCUUCAUGUUCUUAAACCGAGGCCUGCAGGCAAGGUCGUAGUUCAGAGAAAUGAAAUGGGUUCUGUCUGCAGUUCAGGCCCCUUGCACGGGUAGGAGCAUGUCCUGCUUCUGCAGCAUCCAUCCACCCCUGCAAUUAAACACAUUGCAUGGUCUCACGUGCUGCCGCCGAUGGUAAAAGUACCUUUUCACAGGUUGACCCUGCAGGUUGAGGGUGAUUCUGGGCAAGCUUCUCCGCUUUGUUGGGGCUAGAAAACUGUGCCAGACUCCCAGAGGAACUGGCCUUUCCUGGAGCUGGGAUUCCCUGAUCGCCGGGUAUUGACAGUGCUACGGUGCCUUGGGGCUGAGAACAAAUGCAUGUCGCUGGCUUCCUUGCUUCCCCACCUCAUCAGAAGGGGACACAGAAGUGGAAGAAGAGGUGGGGCAGGGAAGGGCAUCCUGUGGCCAUGAGUGCUGCCUGGUAGGGGAAGAUCUGGGGCAGCUUUGCUGCUGCCCGGUCCCCCGUGCAGAGCUGGACAGGGCUGUUGAUUCCCUGCCCCCUUGCUCUGGAAUUGCUUUGAGGGUGCCAAGGCUGGCAGAGCCGUGAUGCGCAGCAAAGCAGGGUUCAGGGGUCGCAGGCGAGGCCAUUAAUAACCAGGUGCAAACGGCGGGUUGAGAUGGAAUGGGGAGCUCUGUGCUCAUUUCAUUUCUGCACGUUGGGGGCUCUGUUUGCUUACGGAGCGCUCGGUGUCUGGUACCUGCGCCGGCCGGGAGCAGGCAGCCGGGCUCCUGCGGAGGAGUGCAGCACAUUGUUCUCCGGUGUUGUAAUUGGGCAGUGGUAGUGUGGGCUUAUUCAUCUCCCCUUCUUGCGGUCAUGCUUGUCUGGGUCCUUUUUCUUUCCCAGAAGCCACAGGUGCAUCCCCAGAGUCACUGGCCAGACGGGCGUUGGGGAGGUCUUUCUGUCACCUGCCUCUGGGCCAGUGGGCUGGAGAGUCGAUAAGCAAGCAAGCUCCUCGAAAGAGGUGGAUGUGUCCGCCAGGGUGCUGCAACCACCAAUGUCCAGCGCCAGUUGUUUUUGGCUGAGCGGUGCCCCUUGGAUUGCAGCAUGUGGGAGAUGCACUGGUCAUUAGCAGGAUUUCGGGGUGGACAUGGCUGCAGGGGCAGGGGGCAGUUUCUACAUUGCUCCCCCAGGCACAGUUGGCAAGGUGCCCGGCAUGCCCAAGAAGAAAGGUGGCAGGGGAGGAGGGGGAGAGACCCUGAGUAGGGCUGCACCAUGGCCCUGGAGCAGAACCCACCUUCUGGAGCUGCUUCCCUUCCAAAGGAGCAGGCUGCUUGCUCUGCCCUUGCAGUCGGGGUCUGGUCAGUGGCCCCCUGCCCCGGCAGAUUGCUAUUGUCUGUGCUGCCUGUUGGGUGGGGGUGAACCCUCUUGCUUGGAGAUCCCCUUCCAUGGCCCUGGCAGCAGCAGUGGACUUGAAGGCUGUGACCAGGGUGAGGAAAAUCUUGCCAAGCAGGCCCCGACAGGUCAGGUGAAGGUUAGCCUGAAGUCCUAGGGAUUCAGUCCUGUGGUUUUUCCCAGAUGCAGUGGGAGUGAUGCACUUGUGUUGCCCCCACCAAGGUGAGAGCUAGCGGCUGCUGGCACAUGGCUGUUAGCAGAGCUCCUUGUGCAGGGACAGCAGUGAGGGUGGAAGCUGGAGCAUGGGCCAUUUGCUGCUAGAUGUGCAAGCUGCUGAUGGGCUGCAGUAAGAAAGGUGUUCCGUGGAGCUGGAAAAGCCCUGGAUGUCCAUGAGGAGUACCAGAAGUCAUCCAUGCCUUGUACCCAGCAAGACAUUACCCUUGUGCAUGCUGUCAGGGCUGGGCUGGCUCUCGCUUCUCAUGGCUGACGAGAGGAGCAUCCCGUUGGGAGCCAGUGCUGGUUGCAUUGUCCCACGCUUUCUCCAACAGCAGCACCUGCCCGUCUCAGCUCCGUGGCCCCUCAUCAGCCCACCCUGCACCUCAUCCUCCGGUCCAGACGUGCCUCGAUUUCGAAGGCGAUGAGAAGAUGAUCUUCCACCGAGGGCUUCCCGUGCACUUAGCCCCGCUCGCUUACAAGGGGCUCAUGAGUGGGAUAGAGUAUCCCCUGACAGGGCUUCGGCCUCGGCAAGCUCUUGUAGAUGGAAAACAGCUGCUUCCGCGGGUGAGGAGGGGGAGUUUCAGGAAGUCCCAUUUAUAAUUGAGCGCAGGGAGGUCUGAAUUUCAUUAGACCUGCAAAGGAAGGUGGCUGUAGCGCGUGCCAGCCACUAGCAUGGGGGUACUGGCCCAUGGCCAGUAAUGGUCAGGUAGGAAACUAGAGAUCCCUGUGGGGCUCUUUUCAUGCCUGUGCCUCAGUUUCCCCUGUGGCAAAGGGGGCAAUACUGGCCUUUCUUCUGCCUUGUCUAUUCAGGGUGGCAAACUCCUUAGAGGAUGGACUGUCCCAGCUGUGGGUGCAUGGUGUCCGGAGGGGUGAGGCCCUGAUUGCAGCUGAAGCCUCCUGCUCUUCUGUAGCACCAGCAGCUGCUCCAAGAGCUCUUGCUUCAUUGCAGUGCAGGCUGCAGGCCUUGGCAUGCAACCUGCAUGGCCCUGGGCUGCUAGGGAGAGCUGCCCUGUGGCUAGGGUUAUCCCACAUGGCAGCACCUUUGCCUUUGCAGUCAGUGCACAGUGAGGAGGGGGGCUGGGGGUAGCCUUCGGGCUCCAGUGCUUCGCAGCCUCGAACACCCACGUUCAGGGAGCAGAGCUCUCUCCAGGCUUUCAGGGCCGUGAUUAAGGUGCUGCACAUGCCCCAUCAUUCAUCAGGUGGCCUGCAGACCACUAAGUGCUGGUGUUCCUGCCAGAGGAGAGCUCCUGGGAGCCUUGUGGGGGGGGAAUAGCUGUUUAUUGUGGGCAGCCCCCAGCUCAGGGCAUGGGGCCUUUCCAGCCUGCUCUGUGCACAUCCCCCGGGGGAGUCUCGGGCUCCGUGCAAGGGGUUUUGUUUUUUUCUUUCAGUUUAAGUCCUAAAUUGCUGGCAGGUGGGGCAGUAAUGAAGAUGAAUGAGGGGAGCUCUUCCUGCCAGAUUAGAUCUGUGCUGAUGAAGGCGUCUGCUGCGGCCGCGCUGCCCGGGGUCUCAUCCCAGCCCUCUCCUCCCCUCCGCUUGCAGGAGCUCCACCGGCACCUCACCGAGGGGGAUGGAUCUCUCCACGCUGCACUGAGUCCGAGGUGAGGGCCUGCACCCCCCCCAGAGAUGGGCAUGGCUGUGACCCCCAAGAUGUGGGGCUGGGGGCUGCUGCUGGGUUCUUCUAAUGCAGCCUGUGGGCCAGACUGUCCUGAGCAGCCCUGAAGAAAUCCUCUGGCUUUAACCCUGCCUGCUGGGAUCUGCUCAGAUCCUGAUGCCCAGAGCCAAGGACUCAUCUCACAACCAUCUUAGAAACAGCAGCAAGGCACAUGCAUCCCAUUGCAAGUGAAGAAGGGCACUGCCCUAGUGUCUGUGUUGCCAUAUCUUUGCUUUACAUGAGCUGGGUCUGCCCCUUUCCAGACCGCAGCUGCAAGCCCGCCCAACCCUUCUACAGGCAAAGCAGCUGAUCUCAAGCAAAGCUUUCUGCAGAUGCAGCCGUUGAGUGUUGCUGUCUGCUACUGUUGGGCCGUGCGUCUGGGACAGGAUCCUUCCUAGCACAGGACCAGGAACUGUCAGGCUUGUUCCGGCCACAUCCGCUACAAGCCUUCUUGCAGGCUCCUCGUGAAACUUGCCAGCAAGUGCCACGUGUCUGAGGGUUGGUGGCUUUCUUAGGCUAUUGCCUUGAGAGCCCCUCUAUUUUGUUAAGCCAAAGUGGGUGUUGUCCUUAUCCCGCUGCCCUCUUGGGCUGAGGGAGUGUCCCACUGGCCUCACGUGCUGCGUAGCCUUGGGGAGAGUGUUCGGGACAGCACCAAGCUCCGUGGUCCAGCCUGCUGGCAGGGAUCACAGCUCCCUCUGUGUCUGACUGGGGCAUGCCGCAUGGAUGCAGGCUCUUUGCUCUGUCUGGAUGGCUGAUGCUUCCAUGAAAAAGAAGGGAGAGGUAGGGUGGGGGCAGGCUGACAGCACUGCUCCAGCCAGAGACCGACUCGAGGCCUAUGCUAGGAUUGUUUGGGGGCACUGAGGGAUGUGGCAGGGAUGGGGACAGACUCUCUCAUCUCCACCCGUUACUUUCCCCUUUCAUUCUGGCCAGUGGUUUGCAAUCUUUAGGGGAGCAGCAAGAGCCUGGACACAGCUCACCCAGCCCAUCCUGCUCCAUCCUUGUCUGCCUUUCCUGAAGGAGCCUGCAGCAGGGGGUCGGAGUGCCUGCCAUGGGGCAGGUCCCAAUCUUGGGGACAGGAGAGCACCCACCAUCACAGAGCCUCUGGAAGCAGAUUUCAGAGUCCAGCAGGGCCUGCUCAGGAACAGCCAUGGCUGUAGCAGUGGGGGACCAGCCAGCGUGAGCAUCUCAUGGCAGGGAGUGCUCCUGCUAGCAGCUAGAGGGAGUUUUUGGAAAAUCCAAGCAGCCCGUUCCAAAAGGUCAAAGCAGGAUGUCUGGGCCUUUUCAGAAGGCUCUUCUUUUUUUUUUUCAUGUCUUUUUAAACGUGCAAUGCUGCUGACACGGGCCGGUUCCCACGGGAGGCUUCAUGUUUAAUGCACUUGAGCUGCCCACUGGAGUGCGGUCAGAUGGCCUUGGGAACUCUGCUCGUGGUCAGCCCCAAACAGAGGGCAGGAGGGGAGUUGCAGUGCAUGUAGACGGCCAGGUUGCCAGCUCGCCACAACAGCCCCUCUCAGUGGCAGUGCAUAGAAGCAGGACCCAGCAAAGCAGAUGUCAACAUUUUUCCAGCCCUCUGCCGUGAGAUGUGUUCCUCCACAGCUCUGACCUCGUCUCGGUGUCUGUGGUAUCAGAAUGUAGUUACUACGGAGUGAAUCCUUGUUGCCUAAACAAGGGUCUUGAAAGGACUUGUCUCCUGUGAAACUUGAUGUGAAGAGUCACAGAGGGGCCUGCCUCUAACAGCCGGAUGGUUACCCAGUGCCAGCACAAGCUGGUUAUGUGGGAGGCUUCGUGGCUUAUCCUUUAUAUCGUGCAAGUUCCUGGAGACCUCAUCUGGGACUGCUGACCACUGCACGAAUGUAGGAGGAGAUGCAGUGUCUCACCCAAAGAGGCACGGAGAGACUAGAUGACUUGCCCACGGGUGCACAGUGGCAUCGGUGGCAAAGCUGGACAUAAAACCCUGCUUUUCUGCAGCCCAAGGCAGGGCUUGUACUGAAGGGGCAAGAAAGAAGUAGCUUGAAAGCACAGGGGAAUGCAGCAGGCCAGCUCGUCCACCACUGCCCAGGCUUCAACGCAGCCCUGGACUUCUGCAAGUGAGUGACUGCAUUGAAAACCGAUGCUAGACAGUAGAACAUGUCCCUGAACACCACUUGUCCCUUGGAGUUCCCCCAGCAUCCUCCAAGGAGUGGGGAGGUAUUGCCAUCACGUUGCAAGGCUAACCUGGCUUCCAGGGGCACCGCACUGCACUGCACCUGCCUGCCUGCACGGUGCCGACUCGCGUGGGACCUGCAGCACUGAUCAAUGGGGAACUCUGCUUCCUCAAGGCCCAGCCCCGUGAGCUAACCACUAGGCUUCAUGGCAGAAGGGGGAAAAUUGCCAGUUUUAAUGUCAGUUCAGAGAGG
Alligator sinensis (Chinese alligator) is the source of this 9469-nucleotide messenger RNA. It is a transcript of the gene ST7L, whose product is annotated as suppression of tumorigenicity 7 like. Bases 191 to 1714 code for a protein of 507 amino acids. The record is from RefSeq and is a predicted model, not a curated record. The transcript is spliced from 19 exons. Gene Ontology annotation, molecular function: protein binding. Lineage: Eukaryota; Metazoa; Chordata; Crocodylia; Alligatoridae.